GAUAAAAAACUUACUGUCAGUUUUUUACUCACUGUGGGUUUAAGUCCUGCAUCGCUAUGGAAACCAGACAACGAUGGCUAGAAGUAAUGCCCUCUGUGCAGUGUGACACAUAAAUCAGAAAAUAAAACCUAAAGUUGAUGUGAACAACAUUUUUUCCAAGUGUUCACAAAUGUUAGUAGUGCUGGGAAAAUAGUGGCUCCUCAUACUUUACAUAUUUUACUACUUACAUUUUUAACUUGUUUCCUUCUCACCAAUCUAAACACUGCCUGCAGUUUAGCUGAAAAUUCCUUGAAUUUUUGCUUCGUGCCUGUUGGUCACUGCUGAGUUUGCUAUGGUUUUUUGGUUUGGCCAUAGAGCAGAGAUUCUUUUUUUCACAGAAGCUGGUAGCAGCAAAUGGUUUAUUUUGUUUUCUUUUUAAACAGGACUUUUGACAGUUCCCUCUGUUUUUACAGUUUCUGACAAAUGGUGUCAUUUUGGCAAUUUUUUUAUUUAUUUUUUUUUAAAGAUAAUAUGCCUUCAAACCUAUUGGCAGUUUAUAGUUCAGAGGUCAUAAUGUAUUGUUUCAGCAUGGUGUUGAUGCUUUUACUCAUCAAAAUGAAACUUAGCAACCAUAAACUAUUCAAUCUCUGUCAGUAUCAGAUUGAAUCCAAAGCGGUGAAGCCUGACUAACAGGUUUAUGUAACCGCAGGAAUAAACAGAGUAGGUGAGAAGAGGCAUUGUUAGGUUUCAUUAUGAGGAUGAAAGACAAAACGCUAUGAUGACCAUUAAAAUGGUGAUUUUUCAUUUUGUCACGACUCGUAUGGAUUUUGACUUUUAUGUUUUUUUCCAGUUGAAUUACAAUGUAUGUUAAUAGUAAAUUACUUGCAUGGCCUCUUGUUGCCAAACUUCCUAAGUCAGAUGAACUCACCCAACAAUUUACUGGAAAUCCUUUAAAGCAUUUCUAGUAAACGAUACUGCUGCAAGACAGUAAGAGACAGUUGUGAAAUAUGUCCUAAAUCCCUCCCCUUUGUGCCCUUAAAUGACUCCUACAGGCUAAACAUACUAAUCGUUUUGGCAUCCGACAGGUUGAUGGAAUUCUACCCUCCUACCAUGGGUGUAGCUCGGGCCUAUAAAAACUCCUAAUACCUUGCGUUUUACUGUGCAUAGUUACCAAUACGUUACACGUUAACAAGACAUCAGAGACACCCACAUCGUAGCAAAAAGAUGGCAAACAGACCAGCCCUUUCCACUGCUAGAGGAGGGGAAAUAUAUGUGUGGGAUGGAAUCGGAGAUUCCCUGUCACUGUUGGAUGUUGUGCAUGCAAAUCAGUUUGAAGGGCAAUCAUUUGAUCGCACACUUAUUGAGCAGACAGAGGUAAACUUUUACAGAGGGGCUCCACCGAAGUGGUUAAACUUUCACAUUAGUGAACUGGAAGCCGGCAGAGCUCCUUUCAUUAAACGAGAUGGAUAUGAAACACUGAAGAGUCAAAUUCAGCAAAGUAGAACAGUCCCUGGAAUAUCCACUGUGAAGCUGUUCCACCAGCCAGGAUGUGGGGGAACUACAAUGGCCAUGCAGGUGUUGUGGGAUUUGCGAAAAACCUUCAGGUGUGCUGUUCUGACCAGCUCAACCUCAGACAUCACAAAUGUAGCAACGCAGGUGGUGAGCCUUUUCACAGCAGGCAGUCGAGGCCAUCAGAACACUGUGCUGCUGUUAGUGAAUGACGAGCAGAAAUUAGAAGAUCUCCAAGAGACCAUAAUGAAGACAAUUGCUGAACAGGAAAUAGUUACCCAUAUGCCUGUGGUGACUUUACUCAGCUGUGUGAGAAAAGAUGUAGUUCUACAGAAUGACCAAGUUGUCCUGAAGGCAGAGCUCUCAGAUACAGAGAAGCAAAAAUUUAAUGAGAAGAUGGAAGAGCUCAGAGAAAAGUAUGGUGACAACUACGAGCAGUUCCACGGAUUUAGCAUCAUGCAAACUAACUUCUCUCAAGCCUACAUCGAGCAAGCAUGCACAGUGUUCAGUCCAGUCCAAAAAGCAAAUCGACCAUUGAAGAACCAGCUUGUUGCCUUCCUCUGUCUGCUCAACACUUACGUUCCAGGUUCAUAUCUCCUCGAGUCUCAGUGCCUGGACUUCCUCAAACAUGAAGAUGGUUCACUGGAACAUGAAAUGGAGCCUUUUAGUCACCUCAUGAUUACCUUCCAACAAGAUGAAAGAUCAGAAAAAAAAGUCCGCAUGGUUCACCGUUUAUUAGCGAAGCACUGUACAGAACUGAUGGCAGAGGGAGGUGUGACCAGAAGUGACACAGCAAGAAACUUCUUGAACAAUUUUUGCAGAAACGAAGUUCCCUCAUUUUUGCUUGGUUUUGUCAAAGACAUGCUAACAAAAAGAGAAAUUAAUCAAGAAGAAAAAGAGGAAAAGUUUUCCAGAUUGAUUCUAGAUAUUAAAGACAACGCCCAGAGUGCCUCUGUUUUAAAAGUUGCAUCAAAGAAAUUUGAUCAAAAUCCAUUUUUUCCACAAGCUCUUGCUCGUUUUUCUUACAUUGAGCAGAAACACUACAAUCUAGCAGAAAUGUGGGCAAAAAGAGCAAAGGAAAGAGAUCCCAAAAAUUCAUUUGUUGCUGAUACACUGGGCCAAGUCUAUAAGAACCACUUGAAGAACCACCUGAUGAACCAGGGGUCCACUGCCACACCAAGAGAAAUUUUGCAACUGGCGGAAAAGGCCAUUGAAGCUUUCAAACUUGAAGAACAACUUGCUGAAGAGGAACAAGGAGAAGACAUGAGAGAAGAUGGGACAGCAAAAAUCUCGCAUGUUUUUAACUCCAGAGGGCAGUUUGGUUACCUGCAGGUCUGCGUUACGCUGUAUGACCUACUGGUCCGUCAUAAUGAACUUUGGAGAUGUGUUCUCACUAAGAAAGUGUCAAUGUGCUCUGUCCUGCAAUUACUUGGAGACAACAAACUCUACAGAUUUAAUGAUCUCAUUAACAGCCUUCGAGAUGAGGUUGAAAGAAAAGGGGAUUUUUUUGAGAAGUAUCUGACUUACUCAAAGCCCAACAUGGAGAAAGAUGACCCUGACUACAUUUCUAGGGACACUGAAUACUGCUACAGGAAGUAUGUUGGAGACUCAGCACCAAGGCAUAUCCAUCCAAAUGGCGCUAAACUCAUCCAGAAGCUUGAACAAAGCCUGCCUGACAGGAGGGAACUACUGUCGUAUCUCGUCAGAGACUACACUGAAUCAGAGCUUAAAGAGGUAACUACAAGGUGGAAAAGAAGUAGCUCAAUCACAGAUUCAGUCAACGACAUGCUGGCUGACUUCAUACAGAAAAUGCCCCUGAGCCAAGUGGAUGCCCCUGAGCUGCACAUGUUAGCCCUCCUCUUGUGCUGGCCUGAAAAUGAAGACAGAUGUGUCUCUGACCUGAGCCAGCUGAUUGGCCUGAUGCACAGCUCCUAUGAACAUGUAUAUAAGAAGUACUUUCGGUCAAGGUACCUUCUCCCUCUGUUUUUCAUCGGACAAGGUCAAGAUCUGAACAGAAUUGUUCACAGAGAACAAUUGGAGCAAAGUGAGGAAACACCACAUGAAAGCAAUGCCUGGAGGAAUGAGAGUAUUUUCAGAAACCCCAAGGUCCAGGCGCGCCUGCUUAGAGUUGAAGGAGUGGUACGAAACUACAGAGUGUAUGCAGCUGUUGGUGGCAAGGAGAUUGAAGUGGAUGCCAAUCGGCGUAACAGCCUCUGGAAACAACGGCAGGUUUCCUUUUACCUUGGCUUCACCAUCAGAGGUCCUGUGGCCUUUGACAUCCAGACCAAAACCACAAAAACAGGUUCAGCGACUGCCUCAGGUCAGCAUUCAGUGGAUCAACAUGGGACCGCUCAGAUGAACGAUGUGAGCAAUCCAGGAGCCCCCACUGACGGACUUUAAAAGUCACACAAGACCAGACAGCUGGACUCCCUCUGGUUGAUUCUUCAGCAGAACUUCCAUGAAGACGGGACACAGUGCAGCGUUGAGACUGUUCACCUGGAAGAACAUAACUCAACUGUCAGGAUGAAAACAAAACCUGCAAUAAAGGAGAUUUACAGUAGAUAACAAAGGGAGUUUUACCUGGACAACUCUCUCAUGAGUCUUUAAGACGGCAUCAACGUACAUCUUGGUGCCUUUCUCCUGCAUCAGCAUGACCUCUGUGGACUUUGUUGGCAAAGCGUAGCUGUAUGGAGACAGCAGCAAUAAAAACAUGUAGCUUUUUACUGUACUGCAAAGAUAACAAGGACAAAUCAAUUCAUUGACUGUUUUGCUUAUUAAUGUUUUACUACACAGUUUAUCUUUUGAGAUUUAUGCAUUUAUUGGUGUGGACAACUGGAAAAGCUCAUUUAUGUUUCUAUGCAUUUUAUGAAAGUUAACAGGAUUUUUUGUUUAGAUGAAGCCUCGCAUAUUGACAUGUAACCCAGCAGUUUAAUCACUUUGAUCUAUCUUUGUAUACAUUUUAAGAAUUUCACUAGAUGAUGGUUUAGGUCCUGAAAUGCCAUAAAUUAAGUGUGUAAACUGAUAAACUCUGUGGGAUUUCUUGUGUCUUCUUGCAUGUAGUAAGUCAUGUGACUUAUCCCAUAAGAAAAGAACUGCAACAAGCCUAUGUUUAUGCAAAUACAGGAUUUCAAAAUAGACUGUUUCAUAUGUAAUUAACAUCAGUUUUAAGAGUAAUAAAAAAGUAAAUGUA
This is a messenger RNA of Amphiprion ocellaris (clown anemonefish), 4678 nucleotides long. RefSeq names its product sterile alpha motif domain-containing protein 9-like. The record is from RefSeq and is a predicted model, not a curated record. Lineage: Eukaryota; Metazoa; Chordata; Actinopteri; Pomacentridae. Bases 1204 to 3888 code for a protein of 894 amino acids. Gene Ontology annotation, cellular component: cytoplasm. The transcript has 4 exons.